This is a messenger RNA of Notodromas monacha, 470 nucleotides long. NCBI's taxonomy places the organism in Eukaryota, Metazoa, Arthropoda, Ostracoda, Podocopida, Cyprididae. The record is from the annotation of a GenBank genome assembly.
UCAUUUUCUUUUUUGCAGGAAAUUUAUUCAGGGAAGCUGAUCAACACGUUCUAGUGAACAGAAUAUGGGAGCAGGUCAGAGUGGCGGUGGAGCCCCGCAGGCAGUACCAGAGAAACUGAUAAUGCCUGUUGAAGACCCAGGGGUGAAAUCAACAGGAAGUUGUCCAAUUAAGGAAGGAAGUGCUGGGGAAGAGAAGAAAAAGCUGAAGCCUUGUUGUGCCUGCCCGGAGACUAAGAAAGUGCGAGACGAAUGCAUUAUGCAAGAAGGUGAAGAGAAUUGUCAGCAUUUGAUAGAAGCGCACAAAGCUUGCAUGAGAUCCCUGGGAUUCAACAUAUGAUCUGUUCAUGAAUCUCCAGUCAUGAAGUGUGAUAUGGUCUGAGUGAAAUUGUCUAGUAAAUCUAUUUAGCAACCAGUUGUUGAACUCAGUUGCGUUGUGAACGAAUAAAAAGUCAAUUGGUUAAUUCACUGAA